This is a messenger RNA of Pomacea canaliculata, 874 nucleotides long. Its product is annotated as lysozyme 1-like. The transcript is spliced from 7 exons. Bases 147 to 854 code for a protein of 235 amino acids. The record is from RefSeq and is a predicted model, not a curated record. NCBI's taxonomy places the organism in Eukaryota, Metazoa, Mollusca, Gastropoda, Architaenioglossa, Ampullariidae.
GUCACAAAGUCUCAAUAUAAAGCAGUGGAGCCACACACACACACUUCCCAGCAAGCGUUUACACUGCGGCCGCCCACAGACUCCUGUUGACUUCCAGUUAAUUUGGACUUAACUGCAGGAUUGAGUAUUGAGACACUAAGGCGACAAUGGCGAUGAAAGCUGUUAUCUUCACGUUCUUGUUGCAAGCUGCACUGAGUGCAGCACAUGGUAGGGUCAGUGCACCACAUGGUAGGGUCAGUGCACCACAUGUAUCAGACCGUUCUUGCAAUGCGAUUGGAGGCAUUUGCCAGAAUGACCACAACUACUGUAGGGGGUCCUAUGAGAACGGUUUGUGUUCUGGGUCAGCAAACAGACGUUGCUGUGUUCCAGGAUCGGAUCGUCCUUGCACUGCGAUUGGAGGCAUUUGCCAGUAUGACAACGUCUACUGUUGGGGGUCCUACAAGAACGGUUUGUGUUCUGGGCUAGCAAACAGACGUUGCUGCGUUUCAGGAUCGGACCAUGAUUGCAGUGUGAUUGGAGGCAUUUGCCAAAUGACCGCAACUACUGUAGAGGGUCCUACAAGAACGGUUUGUGUUCUGGGUCAGCAAACAGACGUUGCUGCGUUCCAGGAUCGGAGCGUUCUUGCGCUGCGAUUGGAGGCACUUGCCAGAACGACAGACAAUACUGUAGAGGGUCUUACAAGAACGGUUUGUGUGGUGGAUCAGCAAACAGACAUUGCUGCGUACAUUAUUGAGUACAAAAUGGCAGCUUCCAUGUUGGCUUGUCCGCUGGCAGUAACUCCAGGAGAAGCUAGAUCCUGUCACUGCAAGGUCUUAUCUCGUGUCUGUACGCCCUUCAUUGCAUUUUAUCAGUAAUAAAUAGUAAGCACCGAGAA